This is a messenger RNA of Trichoderma aggressivum f. europaeum, 1779 nucleotides long. RefSeq lists its product as uncharacterized. The record is from RefSeq and is a predicted model, not a curated record. Gene Ontology annotation, biological process: siroheme biosynthetic process; sulfate assimilation. NCBI's taxonomy places the organism in Eukaryota, Fungi, Ascomycota, Sordariomycetes, Hypocreales, Hypocreaceae. The coding region runs from base 1 to 1779 and encodes 592 amino acids. Gene Ontology annotation, molecular function: uroporphyrin-III C-methyltransferase activity. The transcript is spliced from 2 exons.
AUGGCUACUACUACCUCACCUUCACCUUCACCUUCACUCACCAGCAGCAGCAGCAACACAUUGCUCGCCGGCCUCAACUGCACGGGCAACAUCCAUCUCGUCAUCGGCACAAACCCCUUGGCCGCAGCUCGAUGCGCACAGUCUCUGGGCGCCGGAGCGCACCCCAUCGUCGUUGCGCCAGAGACGGCUGAGCUACACUACGGCCUGCAGCAGAAGAUUGACGACGGCAGCGUCAAGUGGGUGCGCGAGGAGUUUGAAGAUGAGCAUCUGUUUCGACUGGGCAGACAAGAAGUUGGACGAGUCGUCGACGCCGUGUUUGUAACGGCGGGAGCAUCACGAGACGAACUUGCCUCGCACAUCUCCUCCCUCUGCAAGCGCAACCGCAUCCCCGUCAACGUCGUCGACGCCCCCCAUCUCUGCACCUUCUCCCUCCUCUCCGUCCACUCCGACGGCCCUCUCCAGAUCGGCGUCACCACAAACGGCCGCGGCUGCAAGCUCGCCUCCCGCAUCCGCCGCGAAAUCGCCUCUUCUCUACCGCCCAACCUCGGCGCCGCGUGCCAUCGUUUCGGCGAGGCGAGGCGACGCAUCCAGCAGCACGACGAGGGGGGCAGCUUGGGUGACCUCGACGACUCCGUCGACCAGAGCGCGCUGUUCAACAAGCUCGUCACCGCCGAGGACGAUGCCCGCCGCAACAGGAGGAUGCGCUGGCUCAGCCAGGUCUGCGAGUACUGGCCCCUGAAGAAGCUCGCCUCCGUCACCGACGACGACGUCCACCGCCUCCUCGAGGCCUACGCCAGCAGCAGCGCCGCAGAGUCAGACCUCGCAAAGCGCAGGCCUCGAGACGACGACGCCGGCCUUGAGCGGCCGCAGGGCAAGGUCAUUCUCGCCGGCAGCGGGCCAGGACACCCAGACCUGCUCACCCGCGCAACCUACAACGCCAUCCAGUCCGCCGACCUCAUCCUCGCCGACAAGCUCGUGCCCUCGGGCGUGCUGGACCUGAUCCCGCGCCGCACCCCCGUCGAGAUCGCCCGCAAGUUCCCGGGCAACGCCGAGCAGGCCCAGGACGAGCUCCUGGCCGCCGCCCUCGCCGCCGCCCGCGCCGGCAAGACGGUCCUCCGCCUCAAGCAGGGCGACCCCUUCAUCUACGGCCGCGGCGGCGAGGAGCUCGCCUACUUCCGCCAGCACGGCUUCGCCGCCCCCGGCGCCGUCGUCGUCCUGCCCGGCGUCACCAGCGCCCUCAGCGCGCCCCUGUUCGCGGCCAUCCCCGCCACCCAGCGCGACGUCGCCGACCAGGUCCUCGUCUGCACCGGCACGGGCAAGAAGGGCAAGGCCCCCUCGCCGCCCGAGUACGUCGCCUCGCGGACAGUCGUCUUCCUCAUGGCGCUGCACCGCAUCGUCGGCCUGGUGCGCGAACUCACCACCGCCGUCGAAGCAGAUCAGGACGGGAAAGCCCCCGAACCCAGCAACACUGUUACCAACACCACCACACCGUCGUCGUCGUCGUCAUCAAGGACCCUCUGGCCCCUCUCUACCCCCUGCGCCGUCAUCGAGCGCGCAAGUUGUCCCGACCAGCGCGUCAUCCGCACCACCCUCGCCCACGUCGCCGAGGCCAUCGAAGCAGAGGGCAGCCGCCCGCCGGGGCUCCUCGUCGUGGGCCGCUCAUGCGAGUUCCUUCACCCCAGGGAGCGAGGCAGGGCGUGGGUCGUCGAGGAAGGGUUCAGGGGCCUGGACGACGAAGGGAUGAUGCCCGCGCAACUCCAGGGGCUUGUGGGAGCGUAA